AUGGUUAAGAAGCUUAGCUUGCGCACCAUCAAGCAUCCUAGACCAUGUAAGCUGCAAUGGCUGAAUGAAUGUGGGGAAAUUAAGGUGAACAAGCAAAUGAUGUUUGCUAUUUCUAUUGGAAGGUAUAAGGAUGAGGUGUUGUGUGAUGUGGUACCAAUGCAUGCUGGAUAUAUUUUGCUAGGGAGACGAAGGCAAUAUCAUAGGAAGGUAGUGCAUGAUGGCUUUAAGAAUAGGUACUCCCUUGAUCAUUAUGGCCGAAGGGUUACUUUAGCAGCAUUAUCACUUGCACAAGCUUUUGAAGAUCCAUUAAGGAUAAAACAGACCAUGAAUGAGCAACAACAAAGAGAGGCCAAGCUAAGAGGAGCUUACACCAAUGUUUCUAUCCUUGACCCUUCAAUUCCUAGUUGUGCUUUGCCCUUAUUGCAAGAGUUUGAGGAUGUCUUCCCUAAAGAAAUACCUAGUGGGCUACCUGUUAGUAGUAUGCCCUAG
Hevea brasiliensis (rubber tree) is the source of this 489-nucleotide messenger RNA. RefSeq lists its product as uncharacterized. Lineage: Eukaryota; Viridiplantae; Streptophyta; Magnoliopsida; Malpighiales; Euphorbiaceae. The transcript has 2 exons. The record is from RefSeq and is a predicted model, not a curated record. Bases 1 to 489 code for a protein of 162 amino acids.